AUGUUCACAGUCCCGACCAUCAACUUCCACAUGACGUUCACGCUGCCCUCUUUGCCGCGGCUGCCAAAACUCCCGAAGCUGCCGAAGCUGCAGAUCCGCCGGCGCGUGCAGCGCGCCCUGAUCCGCGUGAUCCUUGCGGCGCUGUUCAUCGCGCGCGCCGAGAUCCGCGCCAUCAAUGUGCAGGGCAUGUUGCUCAGCUGGUUCCGAUUCUGUCCUGAGUUCCGCGAUCAGGCGACGACUGGGAAGAGUGAGUGGUCCUCCGCGUCGCCUGGGGGGUCGGCGGGGAAUUCGAGCGGUGGCUCGGCGGAGGAGGGGCAUGGGAGGCCGUUUAUGGGCAGUAGGGUUUAG
Tricharina praecox is the source of this 348-nucleotide messenger RNA. RefSeq lists its product as uncharacterized. Bases 1 to 348 code for a protein of 115 amino acids. The transcript has a single exon. The record is from RefSeq and is a predicted model, not a curated record. Lineage: Eukaryota; Fungi; Ascomycota; Pezizomycetes; Pezizales; Pyronemataceae.